GGGGCUGGGGAGGAGGAGGAGGAGAAGGAGAUCAUAGCGGUGGGUAGGCCUGCUAUAUAAGUCUGUUGGUGCAGAACCAACCACACCACAACAAACGAAGGCGUGCACAGACACAUAUCAUCUUCUUCUGACCGAGUUUUUUUUCAUCUUCUAGUGGCUGGCACGAAUUGGGGUCGGAACAGUGAUGACUGCCACCACAGAAGUCCCCAACUGGCCAGAGUACCCAGAAGACUUUACUAUGGUAGAACAUCUGGACGCAAGGAUUUGCAGAACUUCAUCCACGCGGUCCCUCACCACGUCCAUCUCCGCGUAUUCCAACAGGAUGGGCGCGUUUGAAAGCGCAGAUAAACCAUCACUGGCUGAAAAAUGUUGUGCGUCUGCGACCCACCAACCAGACCGGACGUCAACCGACCUCACAUGGAUGGACGAUGACGGCUCGCCAGAGGGCCACGUGCACCACGGGCCGCAGAAACCCAGACGCGUUGCCGCGAACGCACGGGAGAGGAGAAGGAUGCACGGCCUCAAUAAGGCCUUUGACGAGCUGAGGAGUGUCAUCCCGUCGCUGGAGAACGAGAAAAAGCUUUCCAAGUACGACACGCUGCAGCUGGCACAGAUCUACAUCACAGAGCUGUCUGAUAUCCUCACAGGCGUCGGGGACCACAGGAGUCCCCCCAGCAGAGUGGAUCCGGCGGAGAGAGCCUGUAUGAGGUCCCUGAUGCAGACCCUGUGUCCCCAGGGAGGAGACACGUCACCGGGGCUAAGCGACAUGUCGUGCACGGGGGAUUCCCCGCAGCCGUUGUUGAACCCGCCGAGCGACAUGCCGCACCUCUUUUUUGUAACGACACAGAAAUGCCACCUGGGAGUCUCUCACAAGACAGCGUGUUCCUCAUCCCACAGCAGCGAUGGAGAGUCAUCACAUCACAGUGAUGUGGAGGACUGCCAGGGCGGGAGACAGUGACGGAUCAGGAGGGUGGUUUUUGUCUGUGUCUGGUUGAGAAAGAGAGAACCAAAUAGUGCUUGGGUUGUGGAUGGUAAGCUUAUCUAUCAUGUAUGACAACGUGAUGGUAGAUAACUUCUGGACAAUGCUGUUUCAUGUCAUCACCAGCCAAUGGAAGGAUUUUGCAAUGCCAAACGAAAGUGUAAAAACGAGGAAAGGUUUAAAAGGUGUGACGGAUGACUGUUUUUUUGGACUGUCCUAAUGCCAUGAUGAUCUCACAGGAUAGUGUGGUUGCACUUUAAUGUUGUAAUGGCCCGACCCAAGAACAACUUUAUGCCCAUAUAGACUAGUUCAUGCUAUCUAAAUUAAAAUAAAAUAUUUUGAUAUUUAUAAAGAAAAUGUUAUUUUCUAUGUAUUUUUCUCUGUAAUAAAAUGUCAAAUAAGGAAA
Gadus macrocephalus (Pacific cod) is the source of this 1385-nucleotide messenger RNA. It is a transcript of the gene atoh1b, whose product is annotated as atonal bHLH transcription factor 1b. NCBI's taxonomy places the organism in Eukaryota, Metazoa, Chordata, Actinopteri, Gadiformes, Gadidae. The coding region runs from base 185 to 958 and encodes 257 amino acids. The record is from RefSeq and is a predicted model, not a curated record. Gene Ontology annotation, molecular function: protein dimerization activity. The transcript has a single exon.